AUGUUCAAUCGCAUUCUACAGGCAGUAGGAAUGGCGUCUAUUCCGUCUCACACGAAGCCAAGGAAGGGCUCUAAGGAGUCCGAGUUCGACAACUCCGGAGAUGGGCCCCUCCUCGUCCCUGGAUUCAACGGCAUCAUCGUGAAUCGCGAGCUGGAGGGGCGGAAUGUGCGCUUCACUCAUGGCGUCAACGAAUGGGGUGCGGAUCGCCUGACCGUCCGCGAAGUGGCCAUGCUCCAGCUGAUGGACGCCAUCACCGACAAGCCGAGCUGGCAUGUCAAGAUCUUCAAUGAGGAGAUUGUCAAGAAGUGGCACGAUGAGGCCACUGCCAAGCCACUCAUCAGCGAGAAGGCGUGGGAGUGGGUCGUCGCUGAGCUCCGCGACAAGGCCCGUGACUUUGAGAAGACGGGCAAGGUCUUCACCUACGACACCGGCAGCAGAAUCGUCAAGGCUGACUCGGUUGUCACUGAGGAACUCCGGGAAGAACUUAUUGGGGGUGUCAAGUCGCUUCUGGAAGUUCCCGAGGACCAGAAAGACUACCAUCCCGGGUCCAACAACCAGGUGCUCAAUCUGGUUCACCCCUCGCUCUUUCCACUUGUGUAUGGCAGGUCACGGGUGUUGUCCAAGGGCGGCCGUACAGACAUCAAGGAUGUUGUUGCGUCUUGCGGUCUGGGCCAGGUGGCGGAGGUGACUGGGCCUGAGUCGCAGACCUGGUCACGUCGUUUCCAAUGGCUUCCAUGCGAAGUGGCCUUUUCCGGAGAGAAAGGGACCACUGACGUUGAGAUCACGUCAUAUAUCAACAACCUGCACCCUGCCAAGCAUCAAGGUCUCUAUCAUACCAUUGAGAAGCUUCUCAAGCUCUCGAUCCCCCUGUGGAAUGACGUUCUCAUCAAAGAUAACCACGGCCGCACACCUCUGCGCAUCGAGACCUUUGGCGGUGAGGUAGAACCUGAGUCACCGGAGUGGGUCGAGUCAGUACACUUGCCAAAGAGUGUCAAGGAUAAGGAUUUCCCAGAGUUCUUCGAGAAGGUGCGAGCGUAUCUAUCCCUUCCUGAUCGUCCAGGUUAUGUCGCAGAUCCCGACGACGAAGAUGAAGAUGAGGACUCAGACGAGGACCAAGACGACAACGAGGAGGUAGACUUGGAGGCUCAGAGCAGCGAUGAACGGACUCAGGCUGAACAAGUGGGUGACCAACUUCUACGUCGAUUGACGAGGAUGAGCGAGGAUCCAAACACAAACAAAUACGAGUUCAUCGGGACUAUCCAUGAAGUAAUCGACCGUAAGUGGAAGCGCAUUCGACAAAUUGUUCAUCCUGAGCCUGGAACCGCCGUGACCUACGAGCAAUGGAAGCAGGGUCUGCAGGCCUCUAUCGUCCCUAAAUCGGAGUGGUCUCGGACAGAGGAGGAGAAGACUAAGCAAUUCCAACAAUUCCGUUUCUACGAUGUUAACAUUCACGAUGAUUUCCGCGAGUCCGGGCUUCAGAUUAUUGUUAAACUGGCGUCGAUUGAACUCACUCCAGAAAGACCAGAUUAUGAAGGUGGUAACUGGCAUGUCGAGGGCAUGCAAAACGAGCACAUCGUCGCCACGGCCAUCUACUAUUAUGAUGUGGACAACGUCACGGACGCCCGGUUGGCUUUCCGCCAAGAGGCGAAACUGGAUGACAUGAGCCUCGUCUACGAACAAGACGAGCACGAGCCCCUUGAAGUUGUCUUCGGCACAAACAGCAUGCGCGACGAGCCCGCAGUCCAGGAGCUUGGCAGCGUCACUACACCGCAGGGGCGUCUUCUAGCGUUCCCCAAUACCCUCCAGCACCGCGUCGGCAACUUCAGUCUUGCCGACAAGACGAAGCCCGGCCAUCGUCGUUUCAUCGUGCUCUGGCUUGUGGAUCCUCAUUACCGGGUCUGCUCAACAAGAAACGUGCCGAUACAGAGACAUGACUGGUGGGCUGAAGAGAGGCUGGACACGUUCGACUUUGGCAAGUUGCCUGCGGAGAUGGUGAACAUGGUCAGAGAUAAUGUCGAGGAUUGGCCGAUGGGCUUGGAAGAAGCGAAGAAGCUUCGACUCGACCUGAUGCAAGAAAGGACUCGCAUGACAAGUGCAGUGGAACAGGGGUUUGAAGAGUACAAUCUGUGCGAGCAUUGA
Molecule: messenger RNA, 2139 nt
Organism: Phaeoacremonium minimum UCRPA7
Lineage: Eukaryota; Fungi; Ascomycota; Sordariomycetes; Togniniales; Togniniaceae
Exons: 1
Coding region: 1-2139 (712 amino acids)
Source: RefSeq, a predicted model, not a curated record